AUGCAGAUCAUCCUUCCAGACAUUUUGCAAACUUGGGCUUAUGCGCGUCUUCUCAACCCUCACUACGACGGGGCAAAGCUCGAAUCCAGCUUGUGGAUUCACCCACUCGUCGCGAAGCUCUUUGACCAGAAGGGUCAGAAGGCUUUUCAAAAUGACUAUACUAGCCUCCUCGCCAGCUUAAUGUAUUCGCACCAGGGCAAAGUUCCUUCGCGUCGCUGUGACAUGAUGAACCUCUUCUUCGUGUACGACGAGUACACGGACGUCGUCUCCCCAGAGAUCGCACACAGGCUCUCCAAAAUUGUCGUGGAUGCCAUGAAAAAUUCGGACGAAAUGUCUCCGUGCGGGGAACAUCCCAUUGGAGACAAAGCCAAGGAAUUUUGGAGGCUGGCAACGACCCUCCUCCCUGCCACGGGGAGCAACUCGGAUGUAUGCAAGAGCCGCUUCAUCAACCUAACCGAGGAAUACCUCAACGCAGUCACGGUCGAGGCGCGUGAUCGCAACGAGGGCACCAUACAUUCAGUCAAGGAGUACCUCACGAUGCGACGAGCGACGAGCGGGGCCGGUCUCAUGCUCGCGCUCAUCGAGUUCGAGCUUGAUCUACCCAAAGCAGUGCUCGAGCAUAAGUUUGUUCAGGCGUUGGAAGAGAUAUACACUCGUACGCGAGUGAGCUCGGGACAGGCCAAUCACAACCUCAUAACCGUCGUGAUGCACGAGAACCCCGGUCUUUCGCUCCAGGGCGCGUUCGAUUGGCUGGGGUCAUACGCAGCUGGGGUUGUUGAAUGUUUCCAGACCAACGUCAGGAACCUGCCUUCUUUCUGCGACGUCGAGGGUCCUGCGUGCGAGAGUGUCGACGGGACCUUGCAAGAGAGGGUGGACAAGUAUAUAAGCGGCCUUGGUCAGGCCGUCAGGGCAGAGGAUGAUUGGGCGUUUGAAACGACAAGGUACUAUGGAGAGGAUGGUCCAAAGGUCAGGGAGACGAGGGUGUUGGUUAUUCGCCCAGUGAAGCGAAUUACACGAAGGCACCUGCUCCAAAGCCUCGAAAUUAAAUAUUCAAUGGUCAGAGGCUAG
Cyclocybe aegerita is the source of this 1068-nucleotide messenger RNA. The record is from the annotation of a GenBank genome assembly. Lineage: Eukaryota; Fungi; Basidiomycota; Agaricomycetes; Agaricales; Hemipholiotaceae.